Heterobilharzia americana is the source of this 4360-nucleotide messenger RNA. The record is from the annotation of a GenBank genome assembly. NCBI's taxonomy places the organism in Eukaryota, Metazoa, Platyhelminthes, Trematoda, Strigeidida, Schistosomatidae.
GUUUACAUCAAUGUCAUGCCAAUGCAAAACAUGGGAAGCUUUGUGUUUAGGGCAAUUUUUUUCAACUUUAGUUGGAAUAUAAAAUUCAUUUUAUUUCAGAUUAUACAUCUAAUGCAUUAUGAAAUUCUCAUGACACACCAUUUUAACAGAUAUAAUAUUUUCAAAUGAAAUGAUUAUAGCAUCAAAAACACUAUUAUAAGCCAUAUGAUGUCAAGACCUUCUUUUGUUAGGAUAUUUAUUUUUCAGUCUAUAUGUACAAUUUAGUAGGAGAAAUCAAACACGAGAUCAUGUACACGUUUAAUGAUGUUGGCUAAGUUAUUUAGCAUGAAAGUCUUAAUUGAAGCUAUCUAUUCCAGAAGUAGUUACAUCACAUACUAUUAUCCACUUAGUAAGCUAUUGUCAUUCACUAUGAUGUUUUCUUGUAAUUUUAUUAAUGAACUGUAAAGUGAUAGAUUGAGAUCAUCUGAAAAAAACCAUGGAAGUAUAUAAGACGAUUUAAAAAUACGUCUGAGACAUUAAAACAAGUUAGAAAGAAUUAAUUAAGUGCAAUAUAUUUGAUUGCACACUUCCAGCAAACGAGUCUAAAGGUUAUGUAAUACUUUUUUGACUUUGUGGUCUAUGUUUUCUUCACGUAAGGUGAUUAAAAUUCAAAGUAUAGGUGAAAAAAAUACUUUAUAAACGGGAGUUUCUUCGAUAAUUAGUGUAAAGUUAGCAUUGACAUUGAUCAGCUAGUCUUUAUCAAUAUAAAUUAAGGCAUGUCUACAUAUUAGAUCAAUGCAUUUUUGAUGGAAGAACUUGUUUUACAUCCGAAAAUUAGCCUUCAUCAGCUGUUGAAAAAUUCUAAGUAUAUGCUCGGAGAAACUCAGCAAUUUCAGCAAAAUAUUUCCAUGAUUUCAUACUAGUGGACUUCAUGAGUUUAUUUCCGACUUUCUUCCAGGUUUUCCGCUCAGAUGAUUUCAGUAAAUAAAUGGACCAAACCAGGUAACGGAUAAUAAUGUCCAUGUCUUAUUCUCAACCACCGCUUACAUUAGAAGAAUAUUUUUGUUCCAAUUCGUCAGAGAUGACUGGCACAUCUUUACAAUCAUUGCCUCAAGAACAAAAAUUCAACAUUCUUCCAAACUGCACAUCUAGUUCUUUUAAACAGCCUACACUUCAAGAAGGAUUAAAAGAUGCAUUAUCAGCUGAAAGCUGGUCUUCAUCUUCAGCAUAUAAAAUCAACAAACCAUCCAUCAAAACAAAUCAACCUUCUUUGUCGUCAAGACAACAGCUAAGACGAUCAAAUACUGUUGGCGCUUCAGAUGUGACAAAAACAGGAGACGGAAAGUUAUUAUUAAAUCAUUUAACCAAUAAAUUCACUGGCAAUCUAUCAGUUGAUGAUUUAAUACGAAAUGCAAAACAACAGGGUAAAAGUACAACAUCCUCAGGGUUAUCAACAUCUACAAAUGUGCGGAACCUAAUGAAUGACAGCUUCAACCUCAGCCAUUUAGAUAACAAGCCUACUCAACAAAGAUUUCUUCAUCGAGCACAAAGUGAGCACCAUUUUCGUGGUGGUAAUGCAUCAAGUACUACUAUUGUACCCACAACGACAACAAUUACUAAUAAUAAUAACAGUAGUAGUGGUAGCAACAAUCUAACAACGUAUUCUAACCUCUCUGGUCUUGAACGUAAUGAUGUACCUUCAACUCUUCGAUCUAUACUAUCUCAACGGGGAUAUAAUUUUGGUAAAUCACUAUGGCAACAAAACUUUACACCUGAUCAAAGUGAACACAGACCAACACUAGGUGGUUCAGAUGUCGGCGAAGUAUCCACAGUUUCAAGUUUGUUUCCAAAAAACUGGCUUAGGAGAGAAUCAACUGCAGAUGAGAAUGUACCAAUGAAUCAUAAAGGAUAUUCACUGUUCAAAGGUAUCGAUAACGAUGAUAAUAACAACAACUAUAACCAGUUUAUGACAGACAUCAGUUCUCAACAAUCCUCAUCAAGGACAAAUACACUCCCUUCAUCUUCUAGUCUCAAUCCAAACCUUCCUCACUUCUCUUCAAGUUGUUCAACAAUAACAACCACUUUAACACAGACGAUAACAACCACACUAACUGGUAGUAAUUCAAGUCGAAUUCCUUCGAAUCAGUAUAUUCCUAAUGAAUUGUUGGGUGGGAAGUUCGCUGAAGACUUUCUAAAGAAAUCAUUAUCAUCAAUGGUAUCCAACAGACUAUCAAAUGGUCAAAAUGAACCCGUUCAGUUAUCUAACAGUUUUACAGGUCAAACCUUGGUACAAUGGUUUUGCCGACAAAUAAUUCAGUCUGGAUGUCCUUGGAGCUAUGGCUUGAUAUCUGUUGUCUGUCAGCUUUGUAACUGUCUCCUACAGUUAGGUGUACUUAAACGUGAUUCAAAGGCUACACUGAACAAUUCAACAACAACACCAUCAUGUUUAUCAAUGUCUUCAGCAAUGCCUGGUAAAUCGUUUGGUGCCUUCAAUCAUGAUUCAGUACAAAAUCCUAAUGAUCCAAAGAGAUCGAAUUCAUUUGAUAACAGUUCCACAGAAACAUUUCAGUUAAACAUGGACUAUGUAUGGAGUGGUCAUAAUGAAAUAAACAGUGCAACUGCUAACAGUGAACAGUGUCAUACAUCUCAACAUCAAGAGCAACCAAAUCAGUGGCAAAUGCAGCAAGACCAACAGAUUUGUGAAUAUAAAACAUUUCAAAUGGCUGUUUACAAUCAUUUAGUGAAUCUGCACAAGGAAUUCGAGUAUGAGCUUGACCGGCUGACCAGAGAACAUGAGCUACAAUUAUUCAAGGUGAGGAAUCAAGGCGUUAUGAAAGUUUGUCACUUGACCGAUAGAAUUGAGGCUCUUGAAAAUCAGGUGGAAAAAUAUCGUAUACUUGCAGGUAUUGAACAUUUAACCAAGUCUUCAAUGCUCGAAGAAACAUCUCAAGGAAAUACAAAAAGUCAUAAUUCACCAAUGUUUUCAAAUUUUAAUUACACUAAAAAUCAACUAGCUAAAGUGAAAUUUAGUUUGCCAACUGAAAAUUUAUUCAACCGUCUACCGAGAGUUUCAAGAGCUGCAAGCGAAAUCAGUGAUGUCAGUCAUGCAUUUCAACGGGACUUAAGCUUCAUGGCCAACAUAUACAACAAACCUGAUUAUGUUCAGCUACACAGUUCUAUUUCUAAUGAUGAUCAGUAUUUCAGCAAGCCGAAUUUCGAUUAUCACAACUUACAGUUUCACCAACAGCGAAAGCAACAAGAGUGCUCUACAUUCGAUGCAAUGAAUUUACGCAAAGCUCAUGAACAAUCAAUCUUACAAAAUCUUAUGCAAAAGAGGGAAUCAUUUUCAUUGAAAGAACCAGAUCCGUUAAAUAAACCAAAAAUUACAGAUUUAGGUAUACACUCGUGUGACAGUGGUUUACUCGAAAAAGAAACUUCAGUAAAUAACAAAACGAACGAGUUGACUAAUUCACCAAAGCUCCACAGAACCGAAACUGAACUUGAAGAUUCAAGCGUAUUCAGUAGUGAAGAUAACAGUCAACCCUAUCUAAAGUAUGACAGAACAAAUCCACGAUAUCCUAACCUUCGAAAUGCAUCUGCACCACCACACUCUAAAUCUUACCUAAAUCAAACAAAUUCUACAGUUAGCAACCAACCAAUACUGGGAAUUCAAGCAAAAUAUGAUAUCAGUAAAAGCAAUCAGAAUAAAACUCUGAAAGAAGGUAAUGAACGAAUUAAAGGUGUGAAAGAUAUUAAGAGAACUGAUAAGAACAGAGGACUAACGUAAUAGUGAUAUUUACAGUUAACUCAUAUACAAUUUGAGCCAUGCAUUUACUUCCAUAUGUUUCAAAAGAAAAUUUUAUUCCACAUAUGUGUGAACAGAUUAUGCUGUCAACUUUAAGAAUGAAAAAUCAAGUUGAUAAUUGAAUAACUUGACUACAAUCUACCUGUUGAAAUACUAUUUCUUUCUUUACCUCAAAAUUUUAUUUGCUUUACAUUUUUUGAAAUUGUACAAUCUUAGUAGUGUUAUACAACUUUUUUUCGAUAGAAUCUAUAAAAUGUUUGAAAAAUUUUUUUCUCUAAGCACUGAUUACAUACUCAAUAAGAUUUUCUAUGAAAGUUAAUUUCACAUGAGAUUUGAUUUAUAUGAUAAGGAAGAACUCUGUAGGUAAACUGAAUAAUCUUAUAUUAGAGAUGCAUAUUAAUGUGUGUGAUUUUAUAGCCAUGUUUUUAUGCUUCCUAUGGAAUCGACAUAGCUGCUUUACGACAAACCUUAUGUAUGCAUAUAUUUCGAAGUCACCGUCCUGAGGAUUUACCUUUCAUACAGAGUUUUGUGCUUAUUUUGAAGAAGUUGAAAUGGAUAUAAAAAUCUAUAUCAAUG